AGGCUCCGAGGACGGGGUGUAAGCGACAUCAGACGUACAUCGUUUGUUGCCUCUCAAGAGGAAACAGGGAGUGGAUAAAUACACGACAGGGUUUUUGUUUGUCACGGUGGCAGCAUCGAAACGGAAUCUCUCGAGUGGUACCUUCCUGUAACCUUUAUGUGAGGUCUAAGCCUUAAAGGAGCGGGUCAUAGACGGGAGGAGAGACUCGGAGAGAAGCAUCUGGCCACAGAAGCCUGGAUAAGUGUUUUUAUUUUUUAUUCAGUCCCUGCGAGACAACUGCAAGCAGUUUUCCAGCACGCAACAACAACCAUGGAGGCCAUUGCCAAAUACGAUUUCAAAGCUACUGCUGAUGAUGAGCUUAGUUUCAAGCGUGGCGACAUCCUCAAGGUAUUAAAUGAAGAGUGUGAUCAGAACUGGUACAAGGCAGAGCUAAAUGGAAAAGACGGCUUCAUCCCCAAGAAUUACAUAGAGAUGAAAGCCCAUCCGUGGUUCUUUGGGAAGAUUCCCCGGGCUAAAGCAGAGGAGAUGCUAAACAAACAGAGGCACGAUGGGGCCUUCCUCAUCAGAGAGAGCGAGAGUGCACCAGGAGACUUCUCCCUCUCUGUGAAGUAUGGCAACGACGUCCAACACUUCAAGGUUCUUCGUGACGGGGCUGGAAAGUAUUUCCUAUGGGUGGUGAAGUUUAACUCCCUCAACGAGCUGGUAGACUACCACCGCUCCACCUCAGUCUCUCGCAAUCAGCAAAUCUUUCUGCGAGACAUAGAGCAGGUCACCCAGCAUCCCACGUACGUGCAGGCGCUCUUUGACUUUGACCCCCAGGAAGAAGGAGAGCUGGGUUUCCGACGUGGCGACUUCAUCCAAGUCCUGGACAACUCUGACCCCAACUGGUGGAAAGGGGGCUGCCACGGCCAGACGGGCAUGUUCCCCCGCAACUAUGUCACGCCUGUCAAUCGGAACAUGUAAACAGUCAGAACCAUGUAUACAACAACAACAACAACAACAACAACCACCACAACAGCAACCAUCACCAUCAUCAUCAUUAUUGUUCUUGAUCUCAUCAGCCCCCAUCCAACCCCCCAACCACCCCUCCACCCCUCUUCGCCAUCUCACGAUAACAGGAGCAGACAGGAAGAAGGCAAACAACCGAAAGAGAGAGAGAGAGAGAGAUAAAGCAGGAGUAGUGCUGUCGUAGGCGUCGCUGUGUGGGUGGCAGCUGAGCAAAAUCAACUUUUACUUGUGCUGAGAGUGUUCACCUCCCCAGUGAACGCCUCGGUGAGGACCGAACUGUCUUUGAGGGAAAUCUAAAUGCAGAGAAACUAAAGAAUAGUACACCAACCGUGACGAUAACCAAAUGAUUCUACCGCUCCCACAGCUGCUUCUGUCUUCUCCUUAACUUCUUAACAUUCUGCCUUUCUUUUGUGUUGGUUUGUUUUUGUUUGUUUUGGUUUUUUUUUUCCUUGUUUUUUUUUUUUUGCCGCAUGUUGUUUUAAUCACCUAAAUGAAAUGCCUACCGAUAAAUCCUAACUCUGUUUUAAAGAAAAAAAAAAACAUUAAAACUAUAAAAAAGAAGAAAUGGUUUUAAAAAUGUACAAAAAAGAAGAGAGAGAG
Messenger RNA from Chelmon rostratus (copperband butterflyfish), 1608 nucleotides. RefSeq names its product growth factor receptor-bound protein 2. Bases 310 to 963 code for a protein of 217 amino acids. The transcript is spliced from 6 exons. The record is from RefSeq and is a predicted model, not a curated record. Lineage: Eukaryota; Metazoa; Chordata; Actinopteri; Chaetodontiformes; Chaetodontidae. Gene Ontology annotation, molecular function: protein binding.